AAAUGCAGUAAUCACAAUACACCAUCAUGUUCCGUCAGCUUCAGCUCUUAGCCCUUUUAUUUUCAGCCGCGUUUGCUGCAUCAGAUCUAUCUGAUUUGGAUAAAGCUGCAUCCGAUCAGUUGGUGGCUGUCGUUCAGUUAUUUAGACAUGGACACAGAACUCCUACGGAAUUUUUCACAAAUGACCAAUAUUCUGAUUUAUCAAAAUAUUGGGGUGGCGUUGACUUAGGACAGCUAACAAAUCUGGGAAAACAACAGCACUAUGAGCUAGGACAAUUUACUAGGAAAAGAUAUAGUAAAUGGCUGCCAAAGAGAUAUGACAAAGCUGAUUUCUACGCCCAGACUACAGAUGUAGAUCGAACACAUAUGUCAGGACAAACAAAUCUAUACUCACUAUAUCCAGCCAAAGAAGAUCAAGUAUGGAGAAGGCAAACUGAUUGGCAGCCCAUUCCACUACAUCCAGCCGAUUCCAAUAUCUGGGAAACAUUCCCCAGCUGUGCUGCUUAUACAACAGAAUUAGCCAAAGUUCUUGCGUCUGAUUUGUAUAAAGCUAUAGAUAAACAAUAUGCAGAGGUAUAUUCAUAUUUAUCACGCUAUUCAGGUGAAAAUAUUACAACUCUAUCAAAAGUGUACCCCGUGUUCGACAGUCUGAAAAGUGAAUCUACUGCUGGUCUUCGUCUUCCACGGUGGGCUUCAAAGAUAUAUCCAGAGCCACUAACACAACUGAUGGGAUAUUAUUUCCAUUCAAUGGUUUUCACCACUAAACAACAGCGAUAUUUUUCAGGAACUCUUCUGAAUUCGAUUCUAAACUAUUUUGACAACAAAAUAAAUGGUUCAGUAACCCAACAGUUCAAAAUGUACAGCGGGCAUGACACAAAUGUUGCAGGUCUGUUGAGCUCGCUUAAUGCGUUUAAUCCACCUUCUCCUCCAGAAUUUGCGAGCAGUGUAUACUUCGAAUUAAGAAACAUUUCAGGAUACUAUUUUGUAAACGUAUGGAGCAAAGACGGAUCCAACUUCAAAGAGGUAUCUAUAAGGGGAUGUGCUCUGGAUUGUCCUUUAAAUGAAGUUAGACAAAGGUUGAAUGAGAUAGUUCUAGAUGUUGAUACCAGAACCGAAGAGUGUAGUGCCGAAACGACAUUCGAAACUCUUGCAGCCAAAAAUAUGUACAAUAAGCUUAUUGAAACUGGUGAAAUUGAACGUCUUAAAAGCAAAUUUUAAAAUAAACUUAUUUAAUCUGGUUUAAAUACACUGUAAUAAAAGUAGAUUUCUAAGUGAA
Molecule: messenger RNA, 1275 nt
Organism: Diabrotica virgifera virgifera (western corn rootworm)
Lineage: Eukaryota; Metazoa; Arthropoda; Insecta; Coleoptera; Chrysomelidae
Product: prostatic acid phosphatase
Exons: 4
Coding region: 27-1217 (396 amino acids)
Biological process (GO): dephosphorylation
Molecular function (GO): phosphatase activity
Source: RefSeq, a predicted model, not a curated record